AUGCGGGGAGUACGGCCCCUCAGCCCAGGCGCCGACGCCGAAACCGGCUUGACACCGCAGCCACAAGAACCCAGCCCUGACCAGCGACGCGACCUCGAAGAGCCCCCAGCGACACCCGGCCUGGAAGAGCCCCCGGCGACACCCGGCCUGGAAGAGCCCGCAGGGUCCGCCAGCGAUGUGCCCACUUCCGUGGUGUACCUGGCCGCCGACUCUGCCGUGCAACUGCAGGUAGAUGACGUCGACCUACUGCUGGAGCCGGAUGCCACCUCGGUCCUGGAAGUGGAGCUCCCCGAACAGACCAUCAUCCUGGUGCCCGAGGGCCUCCAGGCUCCAGACCAUCAUGGACAGCCUGGGUCCUUGUCCGCCAGCCCGCAGGGGGGCGCUGGUCCGGAAAUGCCAGAGGAUGACCUGCUAGUCCUCCAGCCGGGAUCCUCCUGUCAGUUCAUUCUAGAAAGUUCCUACCAAGAGGAAUCCUAUGAUGAGGAUGAGGACUCUGGCUCCCUGUCACCCUGGAUGGAUCCUCCAGCUGGUCAGGCAA
Molecule: messenger RNA, 538 nt
Organism: Microtus ochrogaster (prairie vole)
Lineage: Eukaryota; Metazoa; Chordata; Mammalia; Rodentia; Cricetidae
Product: proline-rich protein 23A3-like
Exons: 1
Source: RefSeq, a predicted model, not a curated record